AGCUGACCAUCACCAUGGUGGUGGUUGGGAUAGCAUUUGGCUGAGCAAGGAGCAAUGAGGUAGGUAUUAGCUUGUGGAGGAAGACAAGAAAACGGGGGAAGGGGACUACCUUUGGCAAGAGGGGAGAUUUUUAGAGCAGGAAAGAGGUAACUGGCCAAGGAGAGGAAGAAACAGGCGGAAGAAUCGCAUUGAUAGGAAUCGACACAGGUACUUGUUUCUACAAGCUAUCGGUUCUUCCAUGUACAUAUCAUUUUGUUGAGUUUUCUGGGUAUCAUUAGGUUCUGUUUUGAUGUCAAGAUGUGUUUAUUGGUAUCUCUAGUUUGUUUCUAUAGAAUCCGGGUUUGCUUUCACUUGAUUCACCCUUGAUUUCUAACCUGUUUUGUGUCCUCUGUUUUGAGAUUUCAUAUGAAACAUUGGCAUUCACUUCUUAGUUUCGUUUUAAAACUCAUUUGAAAUCUGCUUCAGCCCACUCCCAAGCUCAUGGAUUGAUACAUGAAAUAAGGUUUGCGGGGUUCCAUUUUAGUUUCCUAUUAUUUGUGCUCUUUUUAUUGCUUUUCCCCGUUCCUGGUAUUUGAUUAAGGCCUUUUCCAUUUUCCUCUCUCUGCCUAGAAAGUCUGGGUCGAGGCGUCCUUUUCUGGAGGAUGCAUGAGAGUUUCCCUGUGGUUUUCUGCUCGACAUAACAAAUCGGCAUCCCUGCUCUGACCUUUAUUUGUGGACCUCCAAGCGCUGAUUUUGAUGGUGACUGUAUUCCCUUGUUUCACCCUCAGUCUCUUGGGGCAAAGGCCAGGGUUUUAGAGCCAUUCUCGAUGAAGAAACAGUUGCUUAGCUCUCAUAGUGGUAACCUCAACUUGCAGCUGGCCAUGGAUUCAUUGAUGUCUCCAAAAGUUCCCUUUGAGAGAUAUUUCAUGAACUAAACAGUCGCUCAGCAAUUGGUGAUGUUUGUUUCUAUGUUCUUACCGAGGCCCGUUUUGUUGAAGUCUCCUUGUUCCGACCCUUGUUGGACCACCUCGCAGAUACUGCAGACUGCCUUACCUUCUCAUUUAGAUCGCAUUGGAGAGAGCCUUUGUUGAUGGAAGGUUUAUUUUUAGAGGGCCUCAGCAUCAACUUGAGGGGUUUUUUCCGUUUCCAGGGAGGUCACACAAAGUACCCCCAUACCCUGUGUCUAUACCCGGUACACCCAGCAAACCCAUUCCAUAUAUAUGGCCGCCCCUCACACCCGACAUGCCCAUCACCCAUCUCUAUGCGCAUAGCCACCUUCCUUUCUCAACCUACAAACCCAUUUUCUUCAAUAUCCAUUAACCCAUUUCAUCUCUCACUACUCACCAUCUCUCAUAUCUUCUCAAGCCCAUUCCAUAUAUUCCAUGUAUAUCAUCACCCUUCAUACCCGCAUCUUAUACCCAUAUCCUCAUGCUUAUACCCGUGUCUCACACCCUCAUGCAAUAUACCAGUUUUCUCAUCACCUUUUUCUCUCUCUACAUCACAUACCCUCCAUACACUUUGAUUUCCCACCGGUUUAUAUCACUCCAUAUCAUCAAUCCCACGCAUACACAGUCCAAUCCUCCAUGCCGCAUCCAUGAAACCCGCCAUCCACUCCCUCAUUCACGUGCCCACCAUCCAACUCAUCUCUUCAUUCCAUACCCAUGAACAUGUCCAGUGCCCUUCAUGCAUGCCGUCACCCUCAUAUACCCAUUUUCAUACCACCAAUUCCACUUCCCCCCAUUUCCCUCGACUUCUCUUCCUUUUCCAAUUCCUCUUCCUCCGCCUCUUCUCCAGUGAUGCAAGAUGUGCGGCGCUUCCGGAUGUUAACGGAAGGUGGCGUCCGCCUAAAGCUCACUCCCACCACCACCUCCCCGCUAGCCAUCAACAUCUCCAAAGACCCAGUCAUCAUCUUCAGCCAUCCCUCUUGCUGCAUGUGCCACGUCAUGAAGCGCCUGCUCUCCACCAUCGGUGUGCACCCCACCGUCAUCGAGCCGGAUGAUGAGGAGAUCGGAGCCCUCAUCGCCCACUCCGUCACUCCCACUGUCGCGACCCCGAUGAACCCACCGCUCAUGUCAUCGAAAUCCACCGCCACCCCAUUCGCCGCCACCUCGCGACAUCCUCCAGGCUUUCCGGCUAGCCCGUCCGCCUCCACCCUUAGUUGAGCAAUGGAGGCUGGUUGGAAGUGGUGCAUGUUGGAAAGUAUACCUCCAGGCCCAAAAUGUGAAAAGAAUGCUAAGGAUGCAGCCCAAUAGAUUGGUAGUUGGGCUUCCCACCAUGUACCACCAAAAUGUCCCAGGCCCACAACCAUUCCUUGAGGUUUCUUUCCACCCAAGGCCCAUUCCUAAAAGCCCAAGUUUGCAUAACCUUUACCCUAAACCCCUUUCUGAAAGCCCAUUAGUUCCUUUUAUUCAUUCUUUCUUUCAUGCACAU
Vitis vinifera (wine grape) is the source of this 2409-nucleotide messenger RNA. RefSeq lists its product as uncharacterized. NCBI's taxonomy places the organism in Eukaryota, Viridiplantae, Streptophyta, Magnoliopsida, Vitales, Vitaceae. The record is from RefSeq and is a predicted model, not a curated record. Bases 1641 to 2141 code for a protein of 166 amino acids. The transcript has a single exon.